Messenger RNA from Rosa rugosa (rugosa rose), 1947 nucleotides. Its product is annotated as transcription termination factor MTERF15, mitochondrial-like. The record is from RefSeq and is a predicted model, not a curated record. Gene Ontology annotation, molecular function: double-stranded DNA binding. Gene Ontology annotation, cellular component: chloroplast. The coding region runs from base 127 to 1296 and encodes 389 amino acids. The transcript has a single exon. Gene Ontology annotation, biological process: regulation of DNA-templated transcription; chloroplast organization. Lineage: Eukaryota; Viridiplantae; Streptophyta; Magnoliopsida; Rosales; Rosaceae.
AUGGUCAAGUGGGCAAGUGAACGAGGACUUUUACGCAUCCAGUAAAACCCAAAACCCUGUCUCUCGACCGCCGUGGAAUACGACUGAACAACCCAGAUAGUGGUUCUGCAUAUCAGUACCACAGCCAUGGUCAGAUUGAUUUCUUUCACUACUUUCGCUUCCAAAACCAAAAGGUAUGUUGCUGGAGAUCUAAAACCCUCACUCUUUUCUCUUCAAACUCAUCACUUCCUCUGCACACACACCAUUGUCUCUCCAAAACUAGAGCACAGUUUUACGGUGAAUUACUUGAUAAACUCAUGUGGGUUGUCACCGGAAGGAGCAGUUUCAGCAUCCAAGCGCGUCAAGUUGGGUUCCGCAGCAAGAGCAGACUCCGUUCUGGCCCAUUUCAGAAACCAUGGCUUCUCUGGAACCCAGAUCGCACAGGUUAUGAGGUCAUGCCCAAAAUUCCUUACUGCCGAUUUUGAGAAAACCCUUUUGCCAAAGCUCGAGUAUUUCAGCUCUGUUGGACUUUCAAGGCAGGACCUUGCCAGAGUUGUGUCUUCGAAUCCAAAUUUUUUGGGACACAGCUUGGAGAAACAGAUUAUACCGGUACAUAAAUUUAUUAGGAGUUUGCUUUCUGAGCAAGAUGUUAUUGCAGUUUUGAAGCGUGGCUCUCGGAUUUUUUCGGCUAACCAGUGUAAUAUUCUGGUGCCAAAUAUUAAGCUUUUGAUAGAAUUGGGUAUGCCGCAAUCAUGCAUUUCUCGGUUGCUUACUCAUUGUACUAAUGAUGUGAUUGUAAACCAUGAAAAGUUUGCGAAAGCUGUGCAUGAGGCCAAGGAAAUGGGAUUUGAUAUGGAAAACUCGAGAUCGUUGUGGGCAAUACGUGCAUUGUGUAGAAAGAAUAAGCUGGAUCAUUGUCGCCAAGUUUAUAUGAUGAGGUGGGGUUGGUCUGAGGAUGAUGUUCUCUCUGCCUUCAGGAUGCACCCUCCCUGUAUGAUUAUCUCGGUGAAAAAGUUAAUGCAAGUAAUGGAUUUUUUGGUGAACAAGAUGGGAUGGGCUUCGCGAAUGAUUGCCAAACACCCUCUGGUUUUGUCAUUCAGUUUUGAGAAGAGGAUAAUCCCAAGGUGUUCUGUUGUUAAGGUUUUGAUGUUGCGAGGGUUGAAAAACAAAAAUUUGAAUUUGAAUUAUGUUUUACAGCCUGCGGAGAAAGAAUUCUUGGAGAAAUUCGUGACUAAAUACAUUGACCGAGUACCUCAAUUGCUGAGUGUGUACCAAGGGAAUGUGGAUAUCCAAGAUGCAAAAGUUUUAGUCCCCUGAUGCUGCACUACUUAUUUACUAGCAGGGUUCCGUGGUCUUCAUUUAUAACUUGUUGGAGAACAAUGCUAGAUGGUCUUGUUUCUUUUUCUUUCAAUGGUAAAAAUUAUAGUUUGAUUAACAUUCAAUAUCAGAAGGGACUACAAGGCCUGGCUAAUGUAUGUGCAUCCAUAUUCCAACUGCAAUGCCUUUGUUGGACUGUCACUGUAUUCAGGUUAUGUAUAGCCCUACUUUACUUCGUCAUGGGUCCUUCCGUAGCCUAAAGUUCUUCUUAUGGGAGAGCAAGGAGCAUCUGUGGUGCAUCUUCCACCAAUCUGUAGGCCUGUGUUGGACUAUUGUUCAUUUAUUCAAUAUUUGCUGUAGAAGGGACUGGCUUCUAUGUAGAAACCUCACAUCUCUUUUGCCGAUGAUUGGAGCACCAAGUAUGUCAACUUCUCAAGUAAGCAUUGAAUUCAGUUAUUGAUUGUUUAUCAAGGGAAACUGGUAUUCUGGGUGUGGUAUGUGUGUUUAUACAUUUAAAUCGUAAUAUUGUGCAGUUAUUAGAUUAUGACAGUUUCUAGGCCCUUUGUAAAUUGUGACUGCUGCACCGACUCCUAGCAGGAGAUAGCUUAUGGCACCACAUGAUUAAUUGAGGAAUACCAUUAUUUAUGUUGA